GAUUGAACCGGCUGCAUGGUCUCAAUAGAAGCUGAUAGAGUCAUCUUUGUCCCGAUGCCGCGACGCUGCAGAUUGAGAUCGACAUCUUGGCUCAGGUUCUUGACUUGGGUGAACGUGAAGAUACAUGGGAGAAGCUUGAGAAAGGGCUCAUUCGUUUUGCCGGUGUCACGCGAGGCGGCGGGUACAAGCACUUACCACUUUUCGUCGAUGCGCUUGGCCGAGGCAGAGGAAGGACAGCAUUAGGACCACAAGUCGUGGCGUGUAUGCUAUCGGAUCGAGGUCGAUUAUCCGGUACCGCGACGGAGUUCGUUCAAACCUUUGCGCCCCGACUGGCCCAUCAUUUCGCACCGCUCGUUCAACUCUACCUUGAUCCGCUGAUAAAACUCCUAGGACGGCCAAACAAAGUCGUCCUCAAGCGCACUGAAAAAUGUCUCUCCAUCAUCAUUUCGAAAUGUCAUAUUCCAUCCAUCCUGCUCGAGCUGAAACGAGGGCUAUAUGACGAAGCGGCGACGUGUAGGCGAGGCUGCUCAAUAGCCAUCGAGAGGGCCCUACACGAUUGGCCAGAAGAUGGAGCAACGUGGAACGAAAAGUCUUUAGAGGCACUCGAACAGGGGAUCAAGAAGAUGGCUACGGAUAAAGAUCCAGAAGUCAGACAGACUGGGAGGAGGGUAUGGGCGAGGUUUCAGGACCUUUUCCCGGAGAGAGUGGAAGAUUUCUCCGCACCACUGACUCCCACGGUUCGACGGUACCUUGAGAUCGCCCCGACCAAAGUUCAAAAGGCUGUCAAGUCUCGACCGAAACCACCCGCCAAGAUUCCAUUACCCCCUUCUCGCCCAUUAUCCGCGGCAUCUUCCUCCUCGUCUACAUCUGCCAACGUCCACGCGGCUCCACCUAUACGUCCGACCGGAAAAUCCGCCGCAUCAAAGCCCCUGCCCACACUCCACAAGUCCAAGAGUCAAAUCAUGAGACCCUUACCUGUCGUUCCUGUAGCGCCCUCGCGGGUCCCAUCGAAGCCCGUUGCUUUCGAUUCACCGCCGAAGCGAUCAUCCCCAGUGAAACGACACGAUCGACGAGAAGGACAUCAUGACUCGGGCCCGCGCAUCCCUUCCGCAUCCACGCGAGUCCCACAAACGACUUCUGUUCGUACAUCUCCAUCGAAGCAAUCGCCAGUGAAAGCAUGGCAACCGUUCCUCCUGUCCGCGGGGGCCUCCUCAAAAGCUUCACAUGCGUAUCGGGAUGAGCCCACAGGUUCCAUGUCAGAUCGUGUCAGGGAGAUGUUCCCGAGGUCCGUUUCGACUAUGGAGGUGCCUCUUCGCUCUACAGUCACGCGACACGCGAAGAAUAGCUCACAAUCCAGUUUGCGAGACCACGACAUCGGGCUAGCUAUGCCUAGGAGUAAUGUGGAUGGCAUGCCGGGACACGGACAACAAGGAUUGUCAAAAUCUGUCUCGACCAUGGCGUUCUCUCACCGUGUGCCGGUGGCCUCGCCUUUGGAAUCGACUCCAUACGCUCACGAACCCUCAGGGCAAACAUCUUUGGCUCGACCAGCUGUGGACGAACCGUAUGCCCUUGAGCCUCCAGCAGAGACGACGUCCGAGAACUCCACAGGCGGUCCAUCUGCAAUGGUCGGGGAAGAACCCGCGGUGGAACUCGGAGUGACACAACAGCUCUCAUCAGGACUCACCUCGAGUGUUUCUCUCCCGAGCCCGUUGCGCGCCCUCGCGGAGCCCUCGGUUACCCCUGGGCCCUCUUCGGCUCUGCCGCCCCGCGAGAGCACGUCUCUCGGAUCCGGAUCCGGGUCAAGCAUCAAGAACAAAAUAGCCAUGUUUGAACAGCGAUCCCGAGAAGCGACAAGUGGCUCAGCAUCACCUACACCGACCAUCGCUCGGAUAGUCAGUUCCUCAAAAGGUCAAGGAUCGCCUUUGGCACACCUUUUCCAGGAAUCACCGUUACCUGUGGGGUCUGUCUCUCCCCUCGUCAAGCUUGAUGAUGGGGACAAUAUGGGCGCCACGCCUCGAGUUCGGGCUGGGAUGGAUUCCAUGGGGGAGACGACUUUCCGGGUUGGACAUGGCGUCUCGAAUGGGUAUCUUGAAGAGCUUGCUGGGGUGUUUGAUGCCCCAGUGGCGGAGUCGCAGGUCGUCGAGCCGUUAAUUGAUACGACGGAGAUGUUGGAAGGAGCUGAGCUUGUGACUGAAGCUUUGGAGACACAGGCCGUUUCACCGGGAAAGAAUGAGAUGGCGGAGGAGUUGGACCAACAGCAUGACCCUGAUGGACCGGCGAAAGAUUCUGAGAUCGGGGAGGGUGCUGAAGAACAGAUCGAGGAACGCCAAAAUCACCCUGUUGUGACGGACGAUGUCGCUCAUGCGCUCGUAGACACGAAAGACACCCUCGAAAACGUCAUACAGCCGACUGCGCCUUCCACUACUCUGCUCACAGCCGAUCUGCCCAAGGCAGCUGGGUUGCCGGCACAUUCGCGCACUGUUUCGGCGAAUCUCAAUCGGGAGACCCGCGGAGCCGCCCCCAGACCGCCAUUAGGUCGAGCUGAACGCAAGCCAUUCAAACCUACGAGUCAUGCCCAACCCACAGCUGCAUCUCUCGCUCGAACCACCAGCAACCCUUUGAAGAUCUCGAGGGAUGUAUCGUCGACUUCAAGACCGCCUGUGCCAAAGCUACCUCCGGCUGUACGGCUGCCAAGCAAGGCAGUCCCAGAAUCUCGGAAAGCCAGUACGAAACCGGUGGCAUCCUCCGAUCCGAUACCAACUGUGGCUCCUCCUGCAGCCCCUCGCCCACCUACCAUGCCAUCUUCUGCAUCUGUCCGAUCGUUCAGCGCAUCGACAGUUGCUAGCGGACUUAAACAGACGCUUGGCUCUGCAUCUCAGAGUGGAUCGACGCUUGACACCCGCUCAGAAAUGGGUCGAGCGAAGCAAUCGAUGCCACCGCGAGUCAUAUCCAAUACUCUUCCGCCCAUCCGCAAAGAGAAAAUCAAGCGCAAAGCUCCACUCCCGUCUUUCGUACCGACUCGGAAUAGGGCACAGGCGGGAGCUACCUCGGCUCCGGCGCCAGCGCCAGCACCACCGCUGCCUCGAUCGGUGUCGAGCCAAUCCGGUGCGACGGCGAGAGUGAGAUCCGUUGUGGCCAAAGUUCGACCCGAGGCUAUUCCUUUACCUGCAAGCCCACACCACCAAGGCUGCUCGACAUUGCAAGCGCCCUCGCCUUCAUCACCACAUCUCAUACCGUUGCAAAAAAGCCCUACGGUGCCUCACCUGACGCCUCUUCGAAAAGCUCUCAGCGGAACACCUAUAAAAGCCAAGGUGUCUCCCGCUCUGAUGGCUGAAUCGGCGGUUGUGGCGUCGAUGCACGCUGCUCCGGCAUCUUCGCUCUCGCCCAUCGAUGCGUGGAGGAGAGCGAUUCCACCAUCACCUGUGGACAAGAUCGAGCAGUGGCGUGAAAAUGUCCCUCCUUCUCCACUAGCCGUCCGACGAGGGUCUGCGAAUCUGUCCCCAUUGAGUAUUCAGCACCCUCACUUGGCGACUCAGGGGCUGGUGGAAGUGGAGUCACCAACAUCAAGUCGUCUCGGCGAGCGCGAGGUCCGUUCCCUUGGUGUCUCCUCACCAGUGAGAAAGAUGUCCACCAGAAGCUGGACCUCUCCUUCGCCAUUGGCCAUACAUGCCAUGUCGUCUGAAAUGCCUGUCUCGCCUUCUCCGCGAUACCAGGGAGAGGUUGACAACGACGACGACGACGAUGAUGAUGGAGACGAGGUGGGAUCUCCGACCAGGUCACACGGGCAUAUGCCACGGCAGUCUCCCGUGAUGUCUAAGGGGGCAAGCGACACGGUGCCGAGUCCGUUCCUUAAAUCCGGUGGGGCGUCUGAAAGUCGUCCGUCUAGGUCGAGACUAUCUCUCGAAGCGACGACGCCCCUACGACUUCGGGUCCCGCCUACAUCUCCAUCACCCCUCGCCACGGCGACGCUGGCGCGUGUCUCUGCCGAACAACUCGUAGCUCUGUCACCUACGGGUUCUCGAUCAUCUCUACCUUCAUUGUUCCAAGCCCAAGUACCAUCACCUGCCAACGCGGAGCGCGAUGCUUUCCCAUCCAAUUCGACGAGAUAUACCAAAGCCUCGGGGACAUCUACCCAGCCUCCCCUUUCGGAGGAUCUAGACGAUGAGGCACUGGACGAAGGUCAAGAAGCGCUUCAAGGGAUUCGUUUUAACAACAAAUCCUCGUCGACUCAACCGAUUCUUCGGCCCAGACCCAAAGUCAAGAAUCAGCUUGUGGUCGAUGGUGGAGAUUUGAUAGAGUUUUCACGAUCUACUCGCUCUGUUCGCGGGGUUCAAGCCAGCAGCGGCGGAGAGCACCUGAGUCCGAUCCAUGGCCAACGGACCGACGUCGUCGUAGAUCGAUCACCGGAAAAGAGCGUGGAGAUUCUGUUGGCAAAGAUUUACGAUGGUUCACCUGUCAAGAUGCGGACCCCGAGUGCUCUUGCUGCUAGACGAGCUGCGUUGAGUGUGAGGGAUGCGAAUGCUUCGCCAGAGGGGGAGGAGCAGCUAUGAGCGGGCUUUUGUGCUUUAGUAGUAGUAGCGGUGUUCAAGCAUGCAUAAGAUACCAUGAGUUUGUAAGAGGAGGUGUUUGCCGUGCUUUGUGUUG
Kockovaella imperatae is the source of this 4644-nucleotide messenger RNA. Its product is annotated as clasp N terminal-domain-containing protein. The transcript is spliced from 4 exons. The coding region runs from base 264 to 4550 and encodes 1428 amino acids. The record is from RefSeq and is a predicted model, not a curated record. Lineage: Eukaryota; Fungi; Basidiomycota; Tremellomycetes; Tremellales; Cuniculitremaceae.